CCAAAGGACAUAGGCUUUAUAUCUUUAUAAAAUAUUCCAGGAAGGAGGAAAAAAAUAAAUUACCCAAUACUGUUUCUUUUUCUUGAGAAACAUAACAGCUUUGACAGCCCGUCCCAUUCCAAGGACAAGCUAAACAGAAUAAAGCAAGACUUCCCCCACAACUUUCCAAAGCAUAGGUCAACUGUUUACACGAGUCUGUAUGAAAAUGAAACAAAACAACUAGUGAAAAAUCCAGCAGCUUGUUAAAGAAAGAGAGACUUGAGAAUGAGUCCUUUUCAAGUGGGGUGUGCUGGUGCACCGCAGACUUGGCAGCUUAAGGCAGGAGGAUUGCAGGUUCCAGGCCAGGCAGGGCUACAGAGUGAGACCCUGUCUCUAAAAACAAAAUAAACCUUUUUCAUAAGAAAAUGAACUAUUCGAGAUAAAUUGGAUUAACAUGUUCGUGUGCAAUUCUAAGACAAUAAAAAGCACCUGGGGAGGGGGAAACACAUGAAAGAUAACCAUAUUCAUUAUCGACAUGAACAUAUAAAUUAAUUAUAACACAAGUAUCUAUAUGACAUUUAUGACAAAAUUAUGAGAAUGUGAGGAAAUCCCUCUCAUUCAUAAAUGUUAGGAGAGCAAUUUAGAAUAUCUAAUAAAAGUGUAUAUAUUCUAAAAUUAAAAAAUUAUAUACUCAGGUCUAUUUUGUAGUGAGGAUGUGUACAGCAUUGCCAUUACUUGACAGAUAAAGUAAGCAAGGCCUAGUGUCUUUCCGUAGUAAACGAAUUAAUUCAUGCACACCACUUAGAAUAGUGUAUGGGGUAUAAGUUAAGCAUCAUAUAACACCUCACUGUGUAUCAUCACCGUCGAUCAGUCGUAGGAGAGAUUCCACCAACAUCAUCAAUACCGGGAAGCAAUGUAUUUGAGAUGCUCUAACACACAUGUUGUCUGGACAGGUUCAUUGAAAGGUUAACUAACUGCCAACAUUUGAUCAGUUUGGAGGCUCCUCUCCCUCCUGGCACUAGGGAGGAUCAUGUUUUCAGAAAGACGACGCGAUAUUUCAGUCAGGUAGAGAAAUAUUGGUGGGACCCGGGUUGGUGUUUGCCGGGUGCUACCAUUGGGUUUUGGUGAUUGUCUGUCCGGCUCCAGGUAUUCAGUCCUUUCUGGACCGUAGGUGUAGGGAAUGAGGAACGAAGGAACCAUAGUCACCAGGGAGGCCGGCUGGUGAGGCUCCUCUUAGAAAGCUGCCCGGGGCAGGAGGGCUGCAGCUACCGCGAUCACAAACCAUCCCACCUAGCUGCUUAGGGGAUGUUGGAAAGUUAUUUGCCAUAGAGUGGGAGCAGGUGGCUUCCAGAGGCGAGCGCACUCCGGCACGUCGCCGAGGCGCUCGGGGCAGCUGACUGCGGGCAGGACGCACGCCUAGAACUCCAAGUGAGAACCUCAAGCCCCAGGAAUACUUAGCCAAAGCUUGCCCGUGGAUGAUCGCCUCGGUGCAGAGCCUGCAAGCCUUCCCGGGAGGAGGAGCUUUCAAGUCUAGAACGUCAGUGGUCUGGCCACGCUGGCUAAGAGAGGGGCGGGAACCUGCCUUAAAGGUUGAGAACUCGUGACCGCCGAAGCUAAGUUCGUCUGGCGUGUGCUCGGUGUUUCAGGAGGAUUCCGGGAGCGAUCAGCGGACAACAGAAGUGAAGCAAAGAACCUUGAAGGGUCUGAGAUCUCCUCCAGCAAAACGCAUCCAAGGGCCUCAAAUCCAGUACUUUACUUGCCCACUACCCUCCGGCAAACUCGGUGCAAAAACCACAGCUUCCUGUUAAGGGUCUCGGGUGCAGCUUCCCGGCGGCCUCUAACACCCGGAGCGCGAGAAUCCGGCGCUCCCGGAGCGGCGGGCGCGGGCCCGCGCGGACUCAGUGCGCACGCGCAGGGGGUGGGCCGCCCGGCCGGCUGGAGCGGUGACGAGCCCGGAAGCGCCGGCGCGCGCCCCCUCCGCACCAGAACUAGUUUUGUUCGGUGUCCUCGGAACGCCAGCCACCCGGAGAGAACCCCGCAAGCUCCCGCCCGCACCCGCCCGCUGGCCGGCACCGCCGCAAUGUCUAGCAACAGUUUCGCCUACAACGAGCAGUCCGGAGGAGGGGAGGCGGCGGAGCUGGGGCAGGAGGCCACCUCGACCAUCUCUUCCUCGGGCGCCUUCGGCCUCUUCAGCAGCGAUUGGAAGAAGAAUGAAGACCUGAAGCAGAUGCUGGAGAGCAACAAAGAUUCUGCCAAACUGGAUGCUAUGAAGCGGAUUGUUGGGAUGAUUGCAAAGGGGAAAAAUGCCUCAGAACUCUUCCCUGCUGUUGUGAAGAAUGUGGCCAGUAAAAACAUCGAGAUCAAGAAGCUGGUGUAUGUUUACCUCGUCCGAUACGCUGAGGAACAGCAGGACUUGGCUCUCCUGUCCAUAAGCACUUUCCAGCGUGCUUUGAAGGACCCAAAUCAACUAAUCCGCGCAAGUGCCUUGAGAGUUUUGUCAAGUAUUAGAGUGCCGAUUAUCGUGCCUGUCAUGAUGCUGGCUAUCAAGGAGGCAUCAGCUGACCUGUCGCCCUACGUUAGGAAGAAUGCAGCCCAUGCUAUCCAGAAGCUGUACAGUCUUGACCCUGAGCAGAAGGAGAUGCUGAUUGAGGUCAUCGAGAAACUCCUGAAGGAUAAGAGCACGCUGGUGGCUGGCAGUGUGGUGAUGGCUUUUGAAGAGGUGUGCCCAGAUCGAAUCGAUCUGAUCCACAGGAAUUACCGCAAGCUUUGUAACCUACUGGUUGAUGUUGAAGAGUGGGGGCAGGUGGUCAUAAUCCAUAUGCUAACACGAUACGCUCGGACCCAGUUCGUUAGUCCUUGGAGAGAGGAUGAUGGCGUAGAAGACAAUGAAAAGAAUUUCUAUGACUCUGACGAUGAGGAGAAGGAGAAGAGUGGCAAGAAGAAACCGUACAGCAUGGAUCCGGACCACAGACUCUUAAUCAGAAACACAAAGCCCUUGCUUCAGAGCAGGAACGCAGCGGUGGUUAUGGCUGUCGCUCAGCUGUACUGGCACAUCUCACCCAGGUCGGAGGCUGGUGUCAUUUCUAAAUCUCUGGUGCGCCUACUUCGCAGCCAUAGGGAGGUGCAGUAUAUUGUAUUGCAAAAUAUCGCAACUAUGUCAAUUCAGAGAAAGGGUAUGUUUGAACCUUACCUGAAGAGCUUCUAUGUCCGGUCCACUGACCCAACUAUGAUCAAGACUCUGAAGCUUGAAAUCUUGACAAACUUGGCAAAUGAAGCCAACAUAUCAACUCUUCUUCGAGAAUUUCAGACCUACGUGAGAAGCCAGGACAAACAGUUUGCAGCGGCCACUAUUCAGACCAUAGGCAGAUGUGCAACCAGCAUUGCCGAGGUCACUGACACAUGCCUCAAUGGCCUGGUCUGCCUGCUGUCCAACAGGGAUGAAAUAGUUGUUGCUGAAAGUGUGGUUGUUAUAAAGAAAUUGUUGCAAAUGCAGCCUGCACAGCAUGGUGAGAUUAUUAAGCACAUGGCGAAGCUGCUGGACAGCAUCACUGUCCCUGUGGCUCGAGCAAGCAUUCUUUGGCUGAUUGGAGAAAACUGUGAACGCGUUCCUAAAAUUGCUCCUGAUGUUUUGAGAAAAAUGGCUAAAAGUUUCACUAGUGAAGAUGAUCUGGUGAAACUGCAGAUUUUAAAUCUUGGAGCAAAAUUGUAUUUAACUAAUUCCAAACAGACAAAAUUGCUUACCCAGUACAUAUUAAAUCUCGGCAAGUAUGAUCAGAACUACGACAUCAGAGACCGCACAAGAUUUAUUAGGCAGCUUAUUGUUCCGAACGAGAAGAGUGGAGCUCUAAGUAAAUAUGCCAAAAAAAUCUUUCUAGCACAGAAGCCUGCACCACUGCUGGAGUCUCCCUUUAAAGACAGGGAUCAUUUCCAGCUUGGCACCUUAUCUCAUACUCUCAACGUUAAAGCGUCCGGGUACCUGGAAUUAUCUAAUUGGCCAGAGGUGGCGCCUGACCCAUCGGUUCGCAAUGUAGAAGUAAUAGAGUCAGCAAAAGAGUGGACCCCACUUGGAAAAACAAAGAAAGAAAAACCUGAGAAGAAAUUUUAUUCUGAAUCUGAGGAGGAGGAGGAAGAGGAAGAAGAAGAUGAGGAGGAGGAUCCCUCUGAUAGCAGCAGUGACAGUGAGAGUGGGUCUGGACGUGAGAGUGGAGACUCAGGCAGCAGCAACGAGGACAGCAGCGAGGACUCCUCCAGUGGACAAGACAGCGAGACCGGAAGCGAGGCAGAAGCAGAACACCAGAGGGUGGCCAAGACGAACUCCAAAACCAAGAGGAAAAGUGCCUCAGAAGACAGGGAGAAGAAAAAUGGAAAAUCUCAGGCCUUGGAGUCGUCCAGUGAGGAGUCCAGUUCCACAGAAGAAAGUUCUUCAGAGUCAGAGUCAGAGUCAGGCUCUGACAGUGAGCCUGCACCCAGAAAAACAGCUAAGGCAAAAGAAAGAAAACCCCAGCAAGAAAGACCUCCUCCCUCCAAAGAUGUUUUCCUUCUCGAUCUGGAUGACUUUAACCCAGUAUCCACCCCAGUUGCCCUUCCUACACCAGCCCUUUCUCCAAGCUUGAUAGCUGAUCUUGAAGGUCUAAACCUGUCAACUUCUUCAUCCAUCAUCAACGUCAGUACACCUGUCUUCGUGCCCACAAAAACACAUGAGCUGCUUCACCGAAUGCGUGGGAAAGGACUGGCUGCCCACUACUGCUUCCCAAGACAGCCUUGCAUCUUCGGUGACAAGAUGGUCUCUGUGCAGAUAACCCUGACCAAUACUUCCGAUGGGAAGAUAGAGAACAUCCACGUAGGCGGGAAGAAGCUUGCUGUGGGCGUGCAGAUGCACGUCUUCCAUCCGAUAGAGUCUCUGGAGCCUGAGGGAUCCGUUACUGUCUCGAUGGGUAUUGACUUCUGUGAUUCUACACAGACGGCCAGUUUUCAGCUGUGCACCAAGGAUGAUUGCUUCAACGUCAACAUCCAGCCACCUGUUGGGGAGCUGCUUUUACCUGUGGCCAUGUCAGAGAAGGACUUUAAGAAGGAGCAAGGGAUGCUCACUGGGAUGAAUGAGACGUCGGCAACUCUCAUCGCCGCUCCGCAGAACUUCACCCCCUCCAUGAUCCUCCAGAAGGUUGUAAACGUCGCCAACCUCGGUGCAGUGCCUUCCAGCCAAGAUAACAUACACAGGUUUGCAGCUAAAACUGUGCACAGUGGGUCACUGAUGCUAGUCACAGUGGAACUGAAGGAAGGUUCCACAGCCCAGCUUAUCAUCAACACCGAGAAAACCGUGAUUGGCUCUGUGCUGCUGAGGGAGCUGAAGCCUGUCCUGUCCCAGGGGUAACCUGCUUACAUCUGGACUUCAGAACCUGGCACAGAACAAAGUGCCUGGCAUCCACGACUGCUGCCUUUCAUUUAUAAUAAUAGGCCUUCCAUCUGGCAGCGGGGAAGAGCGCACUCUCGACAUUCUUGUCUCUGCUUUAGAAUGCUGCUGUGUCUGUCAUGUACACGCUCCUCUCCCUCCUCGCUUUGCUAACCAAAGAACAUAUAUUUUACUGUCCAUUUUCUCAACUCCUCAAUCCACGGGGCAUUUCCUUUGCCCGCCGACAUCUUUUGACCUCAUCUUCCUUCUGGUGUUUGAGAAUGAUGGAUGUGCAUCAGAUACUGAGAAUGUAUUGGGAAUCGUCCUUCCUACGGCAGGAGGCAAAAAUUAGCAAGGAAAUGAUCUGAAUGGCCUCUCAGCUCGGUAUAUGAAAAGGAAAUGCCAUACUUUUUAAAUUAAAUGCAAAAAAAUGGCCUCUCUGAAAAUCCCAUUCUUUGAACUUUCUGGUGUUACAAUUGGUUAUCGACAAUUGUCAUCAUGAAAUCCCCUGAACAUCAGGGUGAAUAAAGGAGCACGUGAAUAGCA
Messenger RNA from Rattus rattus (black rat), 5914 nucleotides. RefSeq names its product adaptor related protein complex 3 subunit beta 1 (gene Ap3b1). The transcript has 27 exons. Gene Ontology annotation, cellular component: AP-3 adaptor complex; clathrin adaptor complex; membrane coat. The coding region runs from base 2060 to 5350 and encodes 1096 amino acids. Gene Ontology annotation, biological process: anterograde synaptic vesicle transport; vesicle-mediated transport; intracellular protein transport. The record is from RefSeq and is a predicted model, not a curated record. NCBI's taxonomy places the organism in Eukaryota, Metazoa, Chordata, Mammalia, Rodentia, Muridae.